This is a messenger RNA of Apis mellifera (honey bee), 1566 nucleotides long. RefSeq names its product carboxypeptidase B. The transcript has 8 exons. NCBI's taxonomy places the organism in Eukaryota, Metazoa, Arthropoda, Insecta, Hymenoptera, Apidae. The record is from RefSeq and is a predicted model, not a curated record. Bases 54 to 1331 code for a protein of 425 amino acids. Gene Ontology annotation, molecular function: zinc ion binding; metallocarboxypeptidase activity. Gene Ontology annotation, biological process: proteolysis.
GACAUAUAAAACUCGAGAAGUGGCGAGGCAGACUCUAAUUAAAAGUAACCAACAUGCGUGUCUUCUUCUUGAUCGCGACAAUUUUUGUCGCGGCUGCUCUCGCCGUCGACCAUGAAGUUUUGCCUUCUUUACGGGGAAUGCAGAGUAUCUCCAUUUCGUACCAGACACCCGAACAAUUUUCCUUCCUGAAAAAUUUCAUGGAUACUCCAGGAUUCGAGUUUGUGAAAACCACCUCCGACUUGGUUGACGUUCUAGUGACAGGUGACAAGGUGGAAUCGUUCAAACAGCUUCUCGACGAGGAAAAUAUGGAUUACACCGUGAUGAUCGAGGACGUCGAGGAAAUAGUGACCGAGGAAUACAUAACGCAGGAAGUGGAGCGCAGGCUGAAAUCAAGAAUUCAAGAAGACUACGCUUCCGGACGAUUGAGCUUCACUUAUUAUCCCAAGUAUAACGAGGUGAACGAAUACUUGGACUAUUUGACAAAGACGUACGGUAACGUAGCGUCGUUGAUCACCAUAGGUAAUUCGUACGAGGGGCGAGUGAUGAAAGUUUUAAAAUUGUCGACCGGUGGCAAGAACAAGCCCGCCAUAUUCAUCGACGGUGGAAUUCAUGCCAGGGAAUGGAUCGCCCCCGCGACAGUCCUUUACAUGGUGGAUUUAAUGCUGUCGAGUCACAAAGAUCUGUUGAACAAAGUUGACUGGUACGUUCUACCAGUUUUAAAUCCCGACGGCUACGAAUUCACGCACACCAAGUCUGCGAAUCGAUUGUGGAGGAAAACGAGAUCCCCGAAUAAAGGCUCGAAUUGUGUAGGCGUCGAUGGAAACCGAAAUUACGAUAUGGGAUGGAUGGAGAUUGGUGCGUCUAACAAUCCGUGCAGCGAAACGUAUGCUGGGCCUAAAGCAUUCUCCGAAGUGGAGAAUCAACAUCUGAGAGAUUUUAUUCUGGCACGAAAGGGGCAGUUCAAGGCUUACCUUACCUUCCACUCUUACGGUCAGUACAUCCUGUAUCCAUGGGGCUUCACAUCCCAAGUACCUUCUAACGAACCAGAAUUGCGUAAUCUUGCCAGUAGUUGCGCAAAGGCAAUCGCUAAAUCUCGCAAAACCCAAUACACUUAUGGCACCUCUGCUAAUCACCUGUAUCCGGCUGCUGGUGGCAGCGAUGAUUGGGCCAUGGGCAAAGCAGGAAUCAAUUUGUCCUACACUUUCGAGUUACCCGGUGGAAAUUACGGAUUUCUGUUACCAGCAUCUGAGAUCAAAGCCGUGGGCACCGAGACGUUCGAGGCUAUCAAACAAAUUCACCAAUAUGUCACCUCGAAAUACGCUUCUCGUUAAAUCGUGUAAUAAUCUGGAUCAUAUCACAACGAGCAAACUAUCGCCUUUACAUCGUGUUAUUCGUAUCGUGAUGAGCAAUAUAAAUCUCAGGAUAGAUUAAAGUUUAAAUGAUAAUUUCCAUUUUAUAUUAAAAUCAAUGUGAUUCACGAUGAUGUAAUUUUUAUUAUAAACUGUUCGAUUGAAAUUCAGAAUUAUACAAAUUUAAAUAAAAAGAAUAAAGAUAAAUUUAAAUUCA